UGGCCCAGAAGGAUGGGCAAAGAGAGAGGAGCAGCCUGCAGGGGCCUCUGUAGGGAGACUUGGAGUUGCUGAGGCCAAGGUUGGAGCCAUGAGGAGGCCCCCUGGGAAUGGAGAGACGGCCAGCGAGGGUAUAGGCGGCUGGGGCCUAUGGGGCCGACAUGAACCCAGGAGCCUGGGCUGUGCCGGCCCUGACCGCUGUGGGCAGGCGUUGCUGCAGAUUGGCAUCAACAUGAUGGCGCUGCCUGGAGGCCGCCACCUGGACUCCAUCCCCAUGUCGGGCCAGCGGCUGCACCUGAUGCAGGUGGACUCAGUCCAGCGCUGGAUGGAGGACCUGAAGCUCAUGACGGAGUGUGAGUGCAUGUGUGUCCUGCAGGCCAAGCCCAUUAGCCUGGAGGAGGAUGCACAGGGCGACCUUAUCCUGGCAGGCGGCCCUGGCCCCGGAGACCCCCUGCAGCUGCUGCUCAAGCGGGGCUGGGUCAUCAGCACCGAGCUGCGCAGGAUUGGGCAGAAGCUGGCCCAGGACCGCUGGGCGCGCGUCCACAGCAUGAGCGUGCGCCUGACCUGCCACGCCCGCUCCAUGAUUGAGAAGCUGCUGAUGGAGAAGUGCUCAGAGCUGUCAGCGGUCACGGAGAGGUGCCUCCAGGUUGAGAACGAGCACGUCCUGAAGUCGAUGAAGGCCUGUGUGAGCGAGACCCUGAGCACGCUGGGCCAGCACUUCGGCCAGCUGCUGGAGCUGGCCCUGACCCGGGAGGUGCAGGCACUGGUGAGAAAAAUCGAUGCCUCGGACAAUAUCUACACCACGGAAUCCACCACAGGGAACCUGUUCAGCCUGACCCAGGAGGGGGCUCCCUUGUGCCGCAUCAUAGCCAAGGAGGGUGGGGUCGUGGCGCUCUUCAAGGUCUGCCGGCAGGACAGUUUCCGGUGCUUGUACCCCCAGGCACUCCGCACGCUAGCCUCCAUCUGCUGCGUGGAGGAGGGUGUCCACCAGCUGGAGAAGGUGGACGGUGUUCUGUGCUUGGCCGACAUCCUGACCGACGACAGCCACUCGGAGGCCACGCGGGCUGAGGCCGCAGCCGUGGUUGCCCAGGUCACCUCCCCACACCUGCCCUUCACCCAGCACCUCAGCAGCUUCCUGGAGAGCAUGGAGGAGAUCGUGACUGCUCUCGUUAAACUGUGCCAAGAGGCCUCGUCCGGGGAAGUCUUCCUGCUGGCCUCUGCGGCCCUUGCCAACAUCACCUUCUUUGACACGAUGGCCUGUGAGAUGCUCCUGCAGCUGAAUGCCAUCCGCGUCCUCCUGGAGGCCUGCAGCGACAAGCAGAGGGUAGACACGCCUUACACCCGGGACCAGAUCGUGACCAUCUUGGCAAACAUGUCUGUCCUAGAGCAGUGUGCCUCUGACAUCAUUCAGGAGAACGGGGUCCAGCUUAUCCUGGGCAUGCUAUCUGAGAAGCCAAGGUCUGGGACCCCCGCCGAGGUGGCAGCCUGCGAGCGAGUCCAGCAGAAGGCUGCGGUGACCCUGGCCCGUCUCAGCCGAGACCCAGAUGUAGCACGUGAGGCCGUGCGGCUGAGCUGUAUGUCCCGCCUCAUCGAACUCUGCCGCUCGCCCUCAGAGAGGAACAGCAGUGAUGCGGUGCUGGUGGCCUGCCUGGCUGCUCUGCGGAGAUUGGCCGGGGUCUGCCCUGAAGGCCUCCAGGACUCUGACUUCCAGCAGCUGGUUCAGCCCCGGCUUGUGGACUCUUUUUUACUUUGCAGCAACAUGGAGGAGAGUUUUGUGUAGCAAGUGUGGGAGAGGAAAGGCUUUCGGCCUCCUUCUCAACCCCCUGGUAUAUACCUGUGAAUACACCUGCCUACACUCCAGCCCCCUCACCUCCCUAUUUAUACUUAAUUUAUUUUUUACGUGAAAUGAACAGAAGGCUAAAUAUUCUAGCAACAUCAUCAGGUCCUUGGGAGUCUUUUUUGUUUUUAUUUUUUGACUUCUGUGACUUUUCAGUUGCAGGUGUUGAAAUGCAUAAUGGCUGACAUGACAGGUUGUCAUGGCGAUUUCACUUCAUCUUGCUUUCUCUACUCUCACUAUACAAUCUUGCCUAAUUUUUUAAAAAACUUGAGAACCAGAGUAUUUUAGCUGCCCUGCAGUUUUUUUUUGUUAAAGUUGGAUUUGCUCUUUCUAAAAAUUUUUAAAUGAACUUCAUAGUUGGACAGAAUAUACUAGAAGGAUAUUCUAGUUUUAUUCUUUAAUAAAUAAAAUCAUAUAAAA
Vicugna pacos (alpaca) is the source of this 2254-nucleotide messenger RNA. NCBI's taxonomy places the organism in Eukaryota, Metazoa, Chordata, Mammalia, Artiodactyla, Camelidae. The record is from RefSeq and is a predicted model, not a curated record.